AUUUCGGCCUGCGCGAAAAGCUGUCCCUGCGAGACUCUCCGUACCGAGAUCGCAUGGAGAUCGCAAGCACAGCCACUUCACCGCUUCGCACCAGCAGCUUGCUUUGUGUCAGGUAGUUCGCUUGCCCACACGUACCACAAAAUGGCCGUCGCUAUGCGCUCUUCCACCGGCCUGCGUGCCACCGCUGCCCGGCGCCAGAUGCCCCUGGGCCUGGGCCGUGUGUCCACUGUGCGCGUGUGCGCUGCUGACACCAAGAAGGCCCAGGUGAUCAGCCCCGUCAACGGCGACCCCUUCGUUGGCAUGCUGGAGACCCCGGUGACCUCUGCCCCGAUCGUUGCCACCUACCUGAGCAACCUGCCCGCCUACCGCACGGGUGUCGCCCCUGUGCUCCGCGGUGUGGAGAUUGGCCUUGCUCACGGCUUCCUGCUGGCUGGCCCCUUCAUCAAGCUGGGCCCUCUCCGCAACGUCCCCGAGACCGCUGAGAUUGCCGGCUCGCUGUCGGCUGCUGGCCUGGUUCUGAUCCUGGCGCUGUGCCUGUCGAUCUACGGCUCGGCUCAGUUCCAGUCGACCCCCUCGAUUGGCGUGAAGACCCUGUCGGGCCGCAGCGUUGCUCGUGACCCCCUGUUCUCCGCUGACGGCUGGUCCGAGUUUGCCGCCGGCUUCCUGGUCGGCGGUGAGGCCGGUGUGGCGUGGGCCUACGUGUGCACCCAGAUCCUGCCCUACUACUCGUAAACGGCAGGCGCACGGAGUGCCUCGCAUUGAUUUCCAUUCCUCCUCCCCCUCCUACAACUCGAGAAGAAAGAGUGCUUAGACCAGUGUGUGCGGUGUGUCUGCCCGGUGUUUCACGACCUUCGAGCAGCGGUUUUCCCUGUAGCGCUGGAAUCCACAUGCCGCCAUGUCGCAAGGCUUAGGAUGCAUGGCGUAUGUGGCUAAUCCUUGGGGGACUGGGACCACCCCCGAGAGAUGUAUAUUGAACCCGGUGGCCAAGUAAUUGGCGAAUAUUCAGCGUACACCGCGCUGCUCAAGCCGUGUAACUUCCAGGUUCCGACGUCUGCGUGGCCGACUUGAUGGACGAUGCUGAGCAAUGCGAACUCUGUGUAGGCUUGCCAAUUUUGUGUGCCAGCUUGAAGUAAACAUGAAUGGCUAAUAGGGGAAUGGAGCUACACGGGCUGGACCGCCAAGCAGGCUGUUGUUGAAACCUAGAAACC
This is a messenger RNA of Chlamydomonas reinhardtii, 1208 nucleotides long. RefSeq lists its product as uncharacterized. Gene Ontology annotation, cellular component: chloroplast thylakoid membrane; photosystem I reaction center; photosystem I. The transcript is spliced from 5 exons. NCBI's taxonomy places the organism in Eukaryota, Viridiplantae, Chlorophyta, Chlorophyceae, Chlamydomonadales, Chlamydomonadaceae. Gene Ontology annotation, biological process: photosynthesis. The record is from RefSeq and is a predicted model, not a curated record. Bases 142 to 732 code for a protein of 196 amino acids.